Cladocopium goreaui is the source of this 8976-nucleotide messenger RNA. The record is from the annotation of a GenBank genome assembly. NCBI's taxonomy places the organism in Eukaryota, Dinophyceae, Suessiales, Symbiodiniaceae.
AUGAGGUCGCCACAGGCCCAUUAUUGCGACCUAUGUGGACAGGCAUGGCAGGACUGCAUUCAAUAUCCCUCCAAGAAUGCUUCUCGCAGGGGACAGACGGACUAUUACAGUGGCUACACCCAGGAGUACGAAGAGACACCGUGGGCAGGCCCUGCUUGGCGAGAGAGUCCAAGAAACAGUCCGAGAAAGAGCCCCCGACAACCGUCUGGAAGGAGGACCAAACAGAAGCCACAGAAAGGACAGGGCAAGGGUACCAGCAAAGGCAAGGAGAAGGGCAAUUUUGCUAUGGCCAGUCAAGCACAACAGACUGCAGCGCCGCCUCCACCUCCACCUCUUACUGGCCCCAAUGCGGCCCCUGCGCCAUGGAUGUCCAUGCCUCAACCACCUCAGGAGGUGCAGGCACAGGAGCAUCCGGCAGAGCAAAGGCUCAACGAAGUGAUGAACCUCCUCAAGAAGAAGAAGGGAGACCAGGACAUUCAGGAGAUUGUCAACAAGUACGAUUCCUUUGGAAAGAAGGCCACCAAGAAGCAGAUGCAUCAUGCAGUGAACGAUUUGGAUCGUGCUCGGAACGCGAUGGAAGACGCAAUCCAAGCCAGGACAAAUCUCAUGAACAAUUGGAGGAGCUUUCUUACGGCCUCGCUAGACAGAUGGAGGGAGUACACGGGCCAAUUCCAACAGCAAGAGGCAAAAUGUCAAGAGGAGAUUGCAAAGGCCAAAGAGGAUCUUGCGAAAGCCAAAGUGGAAUUCCUUGCCCGCAUGCCGGACGAGACGCAGGAGAUCUCGGACGAAGAUGUGGACAUCAAGGAGCAGAGCGAGGCAGCUUCCAAGAUCUUGGGCGGCAUGGAGAACAUGAACAGCAAUCUACUCGCCCUCACCGAGCAGGCUGCAAAGGACAAGGCAGAAGCAGAGGAACGCUCCAACAAGAGGCCAAGGAAGACGGCUUCAGGCAGCGCAGCCAUGGAGACCGACGCAGGCUCAAAUGACGUCAUCCUGCAAGAAUGGAAUCACUCCAUCGUGCAGAAAUGGUGGUUCAUUUCAACAUGGGAAGCAUCAGAACGUGCAUUGGCGCUUCACUGGGAAGUGUGCGAAGACACACCUCACUGUCCUCCAGUUCCCCGUUGGCAAGGUUUGGGUUUAGCCAUGCCAAAGAGGAGAGACCAGAAGGAACGACGUGUACGUUUUGCCAAUUUUGCUGAGGGUCUCUUUGAGGAUCAGUUUGGAGACACAUGGAAUCGAUUUGAUCUUUCACAUGGUGAUGAUUGUCAACAAGUAGGACCACAACCACACCCUACCGGUUCGAAGAAGCCGCUUGGUGCUGGUGCGUUCCCGUUGUGGAAUCCCUCUUGUUUGAACACAUCUUCUCAACAUCCACUUCAUCAACAUCGAAUCAAUGACGAGUGGCACAAUGUUCCUUCGCAAUGGCUCACACAAGAUGGUCUACCACAAGAUCAGGUUCCUGGAGAUGAGCAUUUCAAUUUGAAUGAGGCACCCAACACGAUUCAGGAGCUCUUCAACACCUUCUUGGAGCACCAUCUUGUUGAGGGGCCCAGACUUUCAGAAGCUAUUCACCUACGAACGUGGUAUCUUCAUCACGCACAUGUGCGACAGUGGAAUACGCCGCGCAUCAUAGAGUUGGAUGGACAUUGGCGGCACUGGGCACGCGACAUUGCAGAAGGCUGGCGAGACCAUGUUCGACUUGAUGAGGAUAUUGCCUUUCAUGUCUGCCAUCCUGACCCUCCUCGAAAUGUAGGUGCUCAGUGGGAGAUUUCCUUUGAUCUCAUUCUGGCACAGGGACUCGACAUGCCUUCUUGGUCAGGUCUCAUCACCGUCCUUAGAGUGGGGGAUCGUGCAAGUAGAGCAGAGUACAGUUUGGCGGCUGCUGCGGCCGCCCCUGAAGCAGAGACUGCCACCGGGGAUGUGCAGAUGGAUUAUGAACCAGAAGAACAGCAACAUGAAGGUUUUCAGGAUCAUGACAAUGAUGAACCACCUGAUGCGGAGUCCUCAUCAUCUGAUCUACCUCAUGAAUUGCAGGCAGUUCACAUUUUUCGACUUGGCCACUGGCCCAACUUUGGUCACAUCGAUUGGAGAUCCUAUCAUGCAGCGCUCCGAGAUGCAGCUCAAUUGGUUCGGGCUCACAUCAACCAUUUUGUCGGCUUUCACUAUGUACAUGUCAGCCUUGUGGGGCAUCAAGCAGGAGAAGAAGCAAUUAUACUUCAACACGUCAAUGACAUUGCGUUGGGCUCUUUGGAGAAGCUUGUCAUUGUGGAUACUGUCCUUCAUACCAAUCGCCUGAAUCAGGGCGUGCCAGACAAUCCUGCUGUAACCCGAGAGGUUUACAAGGUGCAACCGCAGUUGGCACGAAGACACCUUCUGCUGAUGGCACAAGUUGAUGCCUACUGCACAUGGAUGGCCGACACAUGCAUUGUUGAGCACAAUGGUCACAUUUGGCACCGUAAUGACCCUCAACUACGCCAAGUUGAACACGGAGCUGUCUUUCGGAUCCAGCUGCCACCACCUCUGAAUCCUGCAUGGAACAUUGGCCAAGCGGUUCGAGUUGCCCACGAGACCGGGGAGAUCCUCGACUUUCCGGAGGCGGGACAGCUCGCGCACUCCAUCUUGGAUGGCAAUGUGGAGCACAAUCGUCUUGAUUUUGGUGAAGUUGCUCGCGAUGGAGCGAGAUUGGUCACAUGCAAAGGAAAUGAUCAGGUUGAGGCCACUGACAUACCGACCACCUUUCCGCCGGGUACAAGGAUGCCCCGACUCAGACCCCGGCAUGAUGGCAAGUUUGAUUGGCUCGAUCAACUUGUUGACAUUUUCCGAGCAAAUGCUGAAGCUGAGACCAUUGAAGGUGAUCCGCUCUUGUACAUUCAGACUUGGUACAUUCAUCACCAGCGUCUUCGACGAUGCCCUGAUCCGCGGCCGCUACGGCUGGACAACGCCAUCAUUGGUUGGGUGGAAGAGCUGCGAUUUGCUUGGCGAGAUCUUCUUGACCGUCACAUUGACUUCAGCAUUCAUGUGGUAAGUCCCCGACCUCCACAACUUCGUUUUCAGGAUUAUGCCUGCCAUGUGAUUCUUGUGCAAGCACCACAACUACAUAGGGCUGCGGGCAUCAUCACAAACCUCUUUGAAGGACCUGACAGAGAUGCUAUUCAGCAGUUUGCACUCUCCUUCCCGAAGAGGAUCAACAAGCCCACUGUCAUUGAUGAAUUACGGCUACAGCCACAAUGCGACACACGCAGAUGCACAAUUCAUGCUUGUGGAGAACUGGUACAUCUGAUCUUGAUCACGGAGUUGCCGGAGGGCUUCAACCUGUGUACAAGAAUUUCUGAUCCUACACUACAAAGACCAAUACCUCCACUCGCUGAAACAGAGCACUUUGAAGAUGUCAUCUUUAUGCAGAGUGGCCAGCCACAGACAUCGUUGACGACUGCUACAAGUGCGAGUGCUUCCUCGAUGCCGAACACGGUUUGUGGUCCUUUUAUUUUCAAUGCUGAUGCACCGCCUUUUGUGCCUGGUAUACUUCCUAUUGAGGCCAUGUCGGAAUUUGUUCAAGAUCUACAUGACCUUUGGCUACAGGAAGCAUUCAAUUGGGAAGAUGAGGAAAAAUCUUGCACCUUCACUACGUGGCUUGCUCAUCACCCAAAUGACUACAAACAUUGCACUCGACCACGCAAUGUGCGCCUCUAUGAGAGCUUUGCGAUGUGGGAGCAGACCAUACGUCAAACAUGGCAAGAUGAAAUCGAGGCUGACUCCGAUCUUGAAUUUCAUUUGGUGUCUCCCACCCCACCACAUUUAGGAGAGCACCUGCUCCUGGAGGACGUCCUUGAGAUUGUGGGUUAUGGUGGAGCCUGCAUCCCUCACAAUGAGGAGAGACAUGACGAAAUUGCCACAGUUGCUGUUCAGCUCUUACGUGGCCAUGAUGACAUUGGACCCCUUCCCUCCUUUGUGGAGAUUGUCGCUCCAGCAACUGUUGAGAGCGUCCAGGAAGAGUUGUCCUGUUUUGGCAUUCAAUGCCAAGUGUCUUUACUUGGCCAUGGUAAUCACGCGCUUUGUUUGCCCACUGACUGGGUCCCAGAUCAUGAAGAACAUCAUCUUGCGUAUGUGGACAUGAGUGCUCCAUCCAGCUCUGAUGUCCUUCUGCAUACGGUGAAGAAGCUGGAGAAAGAAAGAACCCUUGACCACAUGCGCUUCCUUUAUGGACUGGGUUUUGAGAAGGCAGUGAUUAUGCAGGAGAUUGAACAUUUCAGAGGCCUUGUGGAGGUUCAAUUCAUGGUUUCUGUUGGACAUCUUGAAUUUGAUUCUCGACCACCCAAACCAGCCUCCACCUGGCCGAGUCGGCAACCACAGAUCAAUGACGGACCUAUGUAUGAAGUUCCGUCGACUAGUUCCACACCAGCAUGUCUCCUGGCUCUGGGGGUGACGAGUGACCAACUUCUUGAGUUCUUUUCACACUCACAAGACCAAGUAUUGUGCCAGCUCAUCGAUGGCUUUGACUUUCCUGAGGUCGUACAGCAGCACCUUCAACGACUCUCACCCAUUGACCAUGUUGACCGCAUUAUCAUUUACACAGAUGGCUCAUCACACUCUGGUCGCUAUCAUUUAGCGCCUGAGCUGGUGGAGGAACAGCAUAUUCCAGACGCAUGGGCCUUCGUGGCGUUGGGAGAGCAGUAUCAUGAUGAUGGUUCUACUUACACCCUCCUGGGGUGGAAAGCCCACCAGGUCAGAUGUGCUGAAGACCACCCCUGGCACAUCGGUUCCCGUGCUAUUGGACCAUGGGUUGCAGAAAGGGAGGCGAUGAUCUGGGCUUUUUUAUGGAGGAUUGGCUUGAACCGGAGAACCCCAACUCUUUUCCGGUCUGAUUCAUCCUUGACGAUUGGACAAGCUGAAGGUACGCUAGGUCCCAGAGAGACAUGGAUGCACCCCAAUGGAAGGGCUUCACAUCAAAUCGACUUUGUCAUGGUCCCCACUCACAUGGCAACUUCCUGUACGUUUUCGAGCCUUUUGGAGACCUUUGAUCUUGGGAACCAAGUGGAAGACCACACGGCUACGGCCUUGGAACUUCACUGGUCACAGCUGCUCUCCAGACCGCUCAAAGCGACCCCUUUCUCUGAGAAGCCGACCUUUGCCAGAGAACGCAUCAAACAGGCCAAUUUGAGAUCGGGUUUGAUGUCACUAUCCACAUCAGUGUGGACGUGUGAUGUUGAGACGCACACGAGCCACAUGAACAAUCAACUCCAUCAUCUCUUGCAUCGGUCCUGUCCUCUACCGAAAGGGACCCCGAAGCGAUCUUAUGUGUCUGAUGAUGCAUGGGAUUGGAGAAGGCAGAAGCUGCACCAUCGGAAGGCCAUGAAGACUGCAAGGGCCCUUUUGCGCAGAGAAACGCUAGCACGCAUCUUUGCAGCCUGGCGAGCACCCUCUGCGCAACUUCUGGAGCUAUCAUUUGUGUUUGGUUCUACACUUCGAUGUGGCCUCUUUAAGCACUACAUUGGUUUCAGACGCUCUGCUGCAGCAUUGCAGCGAGAUUUGGCAGCUGCGAAGUCCCGUCAUCUACAUGAAACUCUGGCCACGAUUGAUGAGGGAACAGCUGCUUCUGAGAUCCAACACAAGUUGAAAGGAUUCAUGGGAUCUUCCAACAAGCUACGUCAAGGCCUUGCACCUUUACCAGCUUUGCGAAACGCACACAACCUUCCCUGUGAACGUGUGCCUUUCUCGCAAUUGCAUGCGGAAUGGGUUAGGCAACUGCAAGACUUCAGUGAAACGGCACAGGUGCUUUCGAUCUCUGACCUUCCAAGCUUGAGUGCUUUGGAAGCAUCCUGCCGACGAGUCAAAGCAGGCAAAGCUGAUGGACCAGAUGCCAUUCCGACAGAACUUUGCAAGUUCUACCCUGUUGAGACGGCUCGCAUGAUGUAUGCCCUCAUGAUGAAGCUUGUCACACAUGGUCAUGAGCCUCUCCUCCACAAGGGUGGCACUGUCAUCCCCAUUUGGAAGGGAAAGCUCGCCAAAGACACGUGCGAGGCGUACCGUUCCAUUCUGCUGUCCUCGACUUUGGGCAAAGUUGUUCAUCGGACGUUGAGAAUCCACCAAAAGGACAUCUAUGAAGCCUACCUGCAUUCACAACAGCUGGGAGGACGAUGCCAUGUCCCUGUCACUUUGGGCGCACAUCAGACGCGAGCUUUUGUCCGAUGGCAUCGUGAUUGUGGGCAUCCCACCGCAGUGCUGUUUGUAGAUUUACAGGAAGCAUUCUAUCGAGUGCUUAGGCAGCUCGCCUUGCCUGGCUCCUUUGAAGAUGAAGCACUUGCCAAAUUGGCACAGAGGCUCGGCUUAGGACCAGAUAUCCUACACGAGCUCUGGAAGCACCUGCAGGAACCCUGUGCUCUUGACAGAGCAGGUAUGCCUGCUUGUGCUCAACGAGUUGUUAGAGCGCUCCACUCCAACACGCACUUUCAGAUCCCACAACAAGAUGAUCAUGUUCAGACGAAGCUUGGCACUAGACCAGGUGAUGCAUAUGCAGACAUUGUUUUUGGGUUCUUGCUAGCGCGUGUCCUACACUCCUAUGAAGAGCAGCUGGCGCAAGCUCAAGUCCUAUCCAGUGUCCCUAGCCAAGAAGGGAUGGAGCUCUUCAAUGUGGAGGUCCAGCAGAAUGCAGAGAUGUGCCGGUUUCUGGGCCCAGUCUGGAUGGAUGACAUGGCGCUAUGCCUUUGGAGCGAGACGAAUGCUGGUCUCAAAGCGAAGAUCGGGGUCGCUACGAGCAUCUUACUGGACAUUUUCAGAGAACAUGCAAUGACACCCAAUCUGCGUCCUGGCAAGACGGAGCUUAUGGUCAGCCCGAGGGGGCCAGGCACUCGAGCAUGGAAGAAAGAGAUGUUUGGACCGCUCUCCACGAAGCACUUUCCUGCGAUUGGAGAACAUGGCCUUUAUCAUGUUCAUUUGGUGACCUCCUACACGCACUUGGGAGGAGUGAUCCACUACACAGGAGAAGUACGGGCUGAGGUGAGGAGGAGAGUUGCCAUUGCUCAUCAAGCGUUCAGCAAACAUAGGAAGCUGGUGUAUCAAUGCCGAGCUUUUUCGCUGCACAAGAGAGCUGAAAUCUUUCGCAGCUUGAUUUUGAGCCGUUUGCUGUAUGGUGCUGACUCUUGGGCAUUAUGGGACUCCCAUUCAAAGAUGAAGCUCCACUCUGCCAUCAUGAAGCUCUAUCGCCGCUUGUUGGGUAGUGCCCACAACGCUCACAUGCAAGACGAUGAGAUUCUAUGGCGUGUGGGGCUCUCUUCACCUACGGACCUAUUGCGCCUCUGCAGGUUGCGGUACAUUGGCUCUCUCUGUGCCAUAGGCCAUACAGCAUGCUGGGGGCUGCUCAACAAGGCAGAUUUGUCCAUUUUGCUGCAGAUGCACCUUCAUUUGGAUGCAUGCUUUGUCAGCGACGAUGCCGAUCAAGGGGUGGUGAAGAUUCAACCAAUCCGACACUACAUCGCUGGUACCCAGUGUGGGGCAUGCUUGAAAGAGUACCACACGGCGGGACAGAUACAGCAGCACCUUUUGCGCAGCGCCGACUGUCGCACCUACCUGCUACACCAUCGCCUUCAAGGAAACGUUCUUCCUGGUAUUGGCUCUCGUGAAGAUGCACUUCGUCGGCAGGAACAUGAUGGACGCUUGCCACCUUUACAAGCUAGCGGUCCCACGAAGCCAUGGAGAGGAGGACUUGAUUUCUCCCUGAUUGACUUUGACUUGCACGAUGCAUUGGCGUUAGUCAUUGUGGAUGCGCAAACCAACCCGGAUAUUGCGGGCCUGGAAGUUUGUCUUCGUGCGGAGAUCCUUCGCUGGCCUACGUCUUGGACAAGAUGCAGGGCUACCCUUGGCGAGCUCGCAGACACUGUUCUCCAUGAGCAAUUGGGUUGGGAGGCCUUGUCACGCGAUGACGUCCUUGCUCUUCUCCAUCGUUUGUCUACGACCUCAUCGUGGCCCUUCCUGGUUGAUGAGCAGGUGCCAGACGAGACCUAUAUGGACACUUUGGAGAACAUGGAGAAAGAUUGUCGUGAAGAGACGUUGAGUUGUCCGCCAGCAGGGACCCCUUCAGUUCCACGCAUGUGUGGUCGACAUCAGAUCGUUUUACAUGCUUUCAGCGGCCGUCGCCGCCCGGGAGACCUGCAAUUUUACAUGGAGCAGAUGUAUGAUCGGGCUGCAGAAGGCAUUCACUUGACGGUGGUUUCUCUUGACAUUGUUACUGACCCUGUUCUGGGCGACGUCACUGUCCAAGAGACGCAGGACUUCUGGUUUCAUCACGCCUCAUGCGGUGCUGUGGCGGGCUUCCUCUGUGGCCCUCCAUGUGAGACCUGGAGCCGCGCUCGUUUUGUUGCAAUGCUCAAGACCACCUCGCAGCGCAGGAGCCCACGGCCAGUUCGUUCAGGAGAAGACUUGUGGGGACUUUGCUCUCUCAGUCUUAGGGAAGCCAGACAGGUUGGCGUGGGGAAUCUUUUGCUAUGCUUUGCACUGGAGAUGCUUUUCAGACUGGCACUGGUAGGCGCCAGCGGUGUGUUGGAGCAUCCUGACACGCCUCCAGAUGAAUCAAUGCCGUCGAUCUGGCGCUUGCCCAUCAUGCUGUGGUUAUUGCAGAUGCCAGGCAUGAGCACCUUCUCUUUCAGCCAGGGCCUUCUUGGAGCACCAACACCCAAGCCGACGAGACUCCUGGUUCUGAAUAUGUGUGAUUUGAUGGGUGAGCUGCGCCGACAUCACCUUUGCCGAGAUCUCCCUGCGCGCGCGGCAAUUGGGCGUGAUGAGGACGGAGCAUGGCAAACGUCCAAGCUCAAGGAAUAUCCACCUGCAAUGAGCCGAGCUCUUGCGUCCAGUUUUGUCAGGACCCUCUCAGCAUGCCAGUUUGAGGAAACUGUGCAGCUGGAUGAGGCCUUUGUAAAGAAAUGUGCUGCCAUGGACACAAAGUCCUUUGGCACGAAGAUUGGCAUGGACUUCGCUGGCCAAUCUUGA